CCCGCCCGCUCCCCUCCCACAGAUCGCAUCGCCGCCCCCAAAUCCACCCUACCCUCAGAACCCUAGAACCGGAGGAAGCAAGAAGAAGACCCAGAAGAAGACGCGCAGGUACCUAUACAUUCUGCCCUCCGGAUCUCCAGAACGCCGGCGGGGAGAGACCCCGCGGCCGCCGCCCUGGCCGCGCGCGGUUCUCCCCGGCGGCAACCAAUCUGGCGGAAGAUGUCGCCCGUGGUGGAGGUGAAGCGGUGGCAGAUCCGCUGGGGUCGACGAUCCGCUUCCGCGACGUCCUGGUGGCGCGGGAUAGGCCCACGCCGCGCCGGCCACCACCGGGAUCUGCCACGGUGUGGGCUGACGCGGGGCCUUUCCCCUCCGCCGGCAAUCAGUCGGGCGGAAGAUCGACUACGUUGGCGGAAGGCUUCGGCCAUGUCCUGGUGGCGUCGGCUGGGCACGCGGCGCGCCGGCCAGCACACGGAAAUGCACCAAAUGACCAUCACCAAACGGUGUCAUCUGCUGCCUCCUCCCCUCCUUCUUCGAUGUAUUAUCAAGAUCGUCUGCAUUAAGUCAUCGCUAACCUCUUUCUGCUCCAAUUUGCAGGUAAUAUUGAAGAUUGCGAUGGAUUUACCAAUGUUCUGGUCCAGGAUGCAGCCACACUUGGACUAUGCAGUGCCUAAGGGCCAUGUCGGGCGUGGUUGCACAAAAACCCCUUGCCUUUCUCCCCAGGCAAAGAGGGUAGUAUUCAGGAUUACUAGUCAUCUGCUUCAGAAGCUCGAAAAAGUUUGUUUUGUUAGGCUGGAGGCUGAGAAUAUAUUAGUUGACCCCAAAACAGAGGAGGUAUACAUAUCUGACUCAACUCAGGAGGCUCCUGUCAAGACCCAGGCUGGGGUGAACUCAAAUAUCAAUCAGCUCGGACAUAUCCUCGAGGAGUUGAUUAAGACUAAGAAGCUGCCAGCACAUCUGACAUUCCCUGACUUCAAAAUGCCUGCUGAGAUUCAGCAUCUGCUGGAUCUAAUGCAGUCAACCAACCCACUCAGGAUGAGCUUGGUGAUCAAGUACCACAGUUCCAUGGUCCCAAUGGGCCUGAGGGGUAGCUUGUACUUGCUGGUCCAUCAGUGGCUGAUGGAUCACGUAAGGGUUGCUGAUUACCGGGCCUUUGAUGAUGUCUUGGCUGGCAUUGACCCCACAGAGGGUGAUUGGGUCUGCAAAUUGAAAGAAGGAAAUCGAUAUCUUUUCGCCUUCUACAGCAGGGGACUGAGGAAGGGCAGCUACGAUGCGCGGAAGGAUGAAAGCGCACCUAUCUUGCACCCGCUCGACUUCAAUCGGAAUGUGCACUCGCACACGUUCGAAGGGUGUGCAUCGAGAGCAACAGGCCCACGCUUCAGUAAAAAAGACAUGAAUUUGGCCCUGUACUUCAUCUUCGGGACUCAGCUAGCUUCGCUGAUGGUUGCUCUGCAUGCCAGAGGUUACCUCUGCCACCUUGAGAAGGACAUUGCGGACUUUUUCCCUUACUGAUGUCCAACUCUCUUGGACAGGCAUGGCCUCUGUGGUUAUACGUUGUACAAAUAUAUGCAUACGAUUGUGGAAGUGUAGGCGUGAUUAUACUUGUAGAAAUACACAUCUGACUGAUCAUACGGUUAUGAAGUAUUAACUGGGUUGUGAA
This is a messenger RNA of Triticum aestivum (bread wheat), 1657 nucleotides long. RefSeq lists its product as uncharacterized. The record is from RefSeq and is a predicted model, not a curated record. The transcript is spliced from 3 exons. NCBI's taxonomy places the organism in Eukaryota, Viridiplantae, Streptophyta, Magnoliopsida, Poales, Poaceae. The coding region runs from base 220 to 1509 and encodes 429 amino acids.